AUGGAAGCGUUAUGUGACACUGGAGCUCAGGUCUCCAUUUUCCCGGAACAGGUACUGUCUGACAAUUUUUCUGAUUUGAAAAUACGUGAUAUUAGUGAAUUGCUUGGUGCGAAUUCUGAUCUGAAUUUAACAGCGGCAAAUGGGACAAUGCAGGAAGCUUACACGUUAGCAUCCAAGUCUGCGGAGAAAGCGGCGUCUAAGGGAAGGAAGCAGAGCGAUAAACGCAUAAGGUCGACUGUCCUCUUACCUGGUGACCAAGUGCUUGUUCGGAACCUAUCAUCACGCGGAGGUCCAGGCAAAAUACGAGCGUUCUGGGAAGAGGAGAUUCACGUAGUGGUAUCGAGGAACAAUCCCGAGAGUCCUGUUUAUCAAACCAGAAUCAGGAAAGGGAAAGAUACGCACGUUGCACAGAAAUUUACUGUUACCUUGUGAUAAUUUACCGACAGCAACGCCAGAGACGAAGCGGGUAGUGAACGUGAAAGAACAGACCCCGAUUUUACACACCCCAGAGGAUUCAGAAUCCGAUUCGGAGGGACUGUCGCUGCCUCCAAACGCAGUGGACGAACUUGUACAAUUAAGUUUACGACCAGACUCGGUAAACGACGCGACAGUGGACCCAAGUACAAAUGGCGAUAUUAACCAGAGUAGGGAAGUACAUGGUAAUGAAAAUGAAGAGAACAGGCUGAUCAUACAAGUAGAAGAAAGGUGGAAACGCCGGGUGAUGUCGAAGAAACACCGCCGCAACCAGUUAGUCCACAAAGGCAAAGACAGCCACCGUUACGUUUUGGAUACAACGCAUCUGGCUGUCCUAGGGAUGAAUUUCCUUUCAUUUGGCAAGACCCUAACGUGGGAUUAG
Molecule: messenger RNA, 856 nt
Organism: Paramuricea clavata
Lineage: Eukaryota; Metazoa; Cnidaria; Anthozoa; Malacalcyonacea; Plexauridae
Source: the annotation of a GenBank genome assembly